UGGUGCAGGGCAAACAGGUGCCUGCCGCAUUCGAAUGUAAAAAUCUUCAUUGGUCGUUUCACUCAGUUCUCUCUGUUCACCAAAUGCUAUCGUACCUAUCGUGAAAGCUGCAGUGGACUUCUACUGGGUUGUGGCAAUGUCUUCCCAUACGAACAGGAUACCAGAUUCAGGAUAGAAGACGAAUACUUGAGGAAUAUGUUCUCUCGUCUAUGCGAUGCUCUCUUCGACGAGGUGAUUUUUCCAAUGGCUAAUCUCUGUCUUAGUGAAGGCACAUAUGUUCUCAUGAAGGCCUGCGUUUUUCUUUUCGAAGGUAAUUUUUUCUUGAGCGAGCCGAACGUUAAAAUUGAAUUUUUAACUGACAAAACUAUUGCAAAUAGGGUAAUAGUCAUAUAA
This is a messenger RNA of Haemonchus placei, 393 nucleotides long. Lineage: Eukaryota; Metazoa; Nematoda; Chromadorea; Rhabditida; Trichostrongylidae. The record is from the annotation of a GenBank genome assembly.